GCACAGGAAUUGUGCUGUCAGGCUGGGGAGUAAGUGAGAUAUUUACUAACACUGACUGAGACAUAUCAAUAGAGAGAGAGAGAGAGAUAUUUCAUCAUCACACAGAGUCUGUUACUGGAGGACACCCUGUCUGCAUCAUGCUUAUGUGUGCUAAUUUAGUGCUGCUCAGUCUGUUCCUGCUCUUCUCUGGGGAGUUCUCCCAGACUGCAGAGGGCUGCACAUGUGCCCCCAGCCAUCCCCAGGAAGCAUUCUGCAACUCUGACAUUGUGAUAAGAGCCAAAGUGGUGGGGAAGAAGCUUAUGAAGGAUGGACCCUUUGGAACCAUGCGCUACACUGUAAAGCAAAUGAAAAUGUAUCGUGGUUUUAAAAUGAUGCCUCUGGUCCAGUACAUCUACACAGAAGCCUCUGAAAGCUUGUGUGGGGUCAAACUGGAAGUCAACAAAUACCAGUACCUGAUAACAGGACGUGUAUAUGAAGGAAAGGUGUAUACAGGUCUGUGCAACCUGAUUGAAAAAUGGGAAAAACUGACCCUCGCUCAGCGCAAAGGGCUUAAUCACCGAUACCAUCUGGGCUGCAAUUGCAAGAUAAAGUCAUGUUACUACUUGCCCUGUUUUAUCACAUCCAAAAACGAGUGCCUCUGGACAGACAUGCUGUCCAACUUUGGCUAUCCUGGCUACCAGUCCCAGAACUACGCCUGCAUCAAGCAAAAAGAGGGUUACUGUAGCUGGUACAGAGGAUGGGCACCACCAGACAAAACCAUAAUCAACACUACGGACCCCUGAAUCCUUUUGGGCCAGAAGCUGCAAUGGACAGUACCAAUGAUAUGAAAACACACAGCAAUGACAUUUGUGCCUAUUUUCUUGCAAAAUUUAGCACUUCGAACACUUAAAUCUUUGCCAUCAUUAUUAAGAGUAUAUUUUUUAAUCACUCUGUUUAUUUUGGUUUUCAAUCACCCAUUUUUAAGCCAGAUCUGGGCAGAAUUCUGUUGGAAGGUCCUUUUAGCUUUCCUAAGUGUAUAACGUCAAGAAUUCCAGAGUGUUGCUGAUAUAACCUGUUUGUGACUCUGGAUAAUGCAUUUACUUUCUUUUAUAUGCAAAGUGUACAGACAUCAACAAGGGCAUUGUUGUAAAGAUAGACUGGAAAGUGGAAGGCAUGGACACUUGGAAAUGUAUGUAACUGUCACAUAGUGCUGAGCAUUGCUUUGCAGUCCUGAAUCUCAUACCACAAGGGGCGAUGUAUAACUAGCCAGUUGACAUGUUGACUGCAACAGACAGGUGAUUACAGUUGUAAUAGUACAUUUUAAACAUAAUAUUGAAUAGCUCACACAAAAAAGUAUAGGAAGCUGUAUCUAAUCAUGGGGGGAAAAAAAAAAAAACGGAAUAUUUUACUCCUCCACCUUCCAAAAAAGUGCAUUUUUGCAGAGUAGGGUUUAUGGGUUUAAUUUUUUUUUUAAAUUUUUUUUUUUUUGACAAUGUGAAUUGCUUCUGUGCUUUUGAGUAGAUGUUAACACGAUCUGAUCUAUUUCACAAGGAACUUACCGGGAUAAUAUCAGUAAUCCCUUAAAAACAAUCAAGUGGAUUGCUGGAGAAAAUGUUUAUUCUCAUUGCACUGAUAAAUGGGAACCUUCCCAUCACCCUGGCCAAUUUGGGGGUGAUUGCAACAGUAUUUUAUCAUGUAUUUAAUUAUAGGUUUUGGCCAUUUAUGCUGGCGCAAGUCAGAGGUAGAACGCAACCCAGAUAAAAUAAGCUACAUUACUCUCCAGGAUAAGGUAUGGGUGAAGUGACUUCUGGCUGGAAGAGAACAGACAGCCUAACCUAGAAAUCGAUACCAAUGUAUAAGAUUCCUGUCAUUGGCACAUACAUUGAAAUAUCAAAGUUUUCUUCCUUCAUAUUUCACCCAUCUUCCACUGCUGGGACUGCUUCAUCAUAUAUUAGUAAAACAUAAAAUAUGUGCAGUACCUUUAACGUCCUCUUCACUUAUGGUGAAGUCAGCAAUUUCCAUGAAAUGCUUAAUUUGACCUCAUAAGGUUUUCCAUAGACUUGCAGGGUUAUUUACUAAAGUGGGAAUGAUUGGGUAUUCAGAGUGAAUUUCAAAUUUAAGGCUAAAGUAGCAGAACUGGAAGCAUAGCUUACUGUUUAUAGUUCAGUUAUCUUGGCCUUUAUUUUAAAAAUCUCUUUGAAUUUCUGACAAUUCUCAUUUUAGGGAAUAACCCUGUAAACUAAAGCACUUAACAGCCAAAUAAAUGUAAUAUUCAGCUUGGGAUGUUUAAAAAUUAGAGGGACUCCUAGCAAAAAAAGGGUGCCCAGGUUUCUUCUUCUAGAUAUGUUAUAUUAUUUGUAAUAAUGUAAAUCAAACAGAUUUGGGACUUCCAAACCAAAACUAUUUUUUUUUUUUUUUUAAGUUGACACAGUUGUGAGAAGUGAUGAUAUUUUAUUUUUAUGUUCCUCGAAUUAAAUGCAGUUGCAGCUCCAAGCUAUUAGGAGUGCUCAGAUUAUUUGAUGUGCACCUCUUUUAUAGGCUUCUUUCUGCCAUAUAAGUAACCUUUCUGCUCCUAGCUUGCACCAAUUUGUAAAUCUAUCGCAAAAUACAUAAAGAGGUCUACUCUCUAAUCAGUGAGUCAUGGUGGAUUUAUAAUAGACUUACAGAACCUAGACCAAGAUAGGAGAGUUGGUAAAUCUUUAACUUAACAGGGAAGAUUUAAAAAAAAACAAAAAAACUCUACUGUCUUGGUCUGAAUUUUGCAAAUCAGUUUGUCACUGCCUCACAAUAAGCCUCUGUAUAUUUUUAUAUUUUUGCUUGACUGGAUAAUUUAUAGAUGAAUUUUAUGUAGAUUUCUAAUAUAAAGCCAUUUUAUUUUUGUUUUUAAUCUGAGACAGGAGCGUCUGUUCUAAAAAUGGGUGAGAAGAGUAUGUUUUACUGAGGUUUUGUUACAUUUUCUGGUUAUAUAUUUUUUUCCUCUUAUUUAACUUUAUAGAGCAAAAUGUUUUAAUAUAUCUUCACUCCAUUCCGUGUAGGGAGUAGCUGUUUUUAUAACAUGAAAUCUAUAAUUUACUGGUUUUCUACAUUAUUUCACAAAUAAGAGUAUUUUAUAUGUAUAUGCUAUAUAUUUGCAUUGAAUGUUCUUGUGUUUGGGUUUUAAAAGUACUUUCUAAGUCAUGCUCUUCCAUAAACAACAUUAUUAAAACUGUGGUGAGAUCAAAUAGUGACAAAAACUCCUAGCUUAUUUAAAGGAAUGUUGCAAGCAUAGCUUCUUGUAGUGGUUGUGGUGGCAGGAUUGCCUUGGCACGUUCCCACAUGAAGGUGUCAAAUCAUUUUAGCACUUUCUGACAACUUACCUGUGUUCUGCUGGACAUUUGUGUUUGCAUCUGCCAUAUCUGUGCUUCUCUAGCAAGACAAGAUGGUGGUGUCUAUAGAGUAGAGAACAUCUAAUGCAGUACUGUGCUCAUUGGAUGAGAGCAUCCGACGGGACUCGGGUAAACCGCACUAAAACUGUUUGACAUCUUACUGUGGAACAGUGCUAGAGCACUGCUGGCAUCAUAACCACUACAUCGGACAAUGGCGGUUAUGAUCCUUGGAUUGUUUAAAAAAGUUCUCAAAUGUUUCAUCAAGAUUUCCAACAGACAACAAGGAGCCAGCACCAUGCUGACUAGCCACAAGAGGCAACUGAUCAGUCCCAUGCUAGGCAAAGGUAUAUUCACAUCCUAACCUUUACAUUUUCAUAAAAUGUGUUAUAAAACUGAAAUUAAUUAUGAAGCUAACCUAUGGAAAUUUGUGGUUGAAAUCUGAAAAAAAGGAAUGCACAGUCUGCACUUUUUGGUAUAUUAAUUAUGGAAACAAAUCUUUGGCCUGCUGGAGCCAUUUUUCAAAUAUGCAUAAGGAUGUGUGAUGUCACACUGUGGUAUAUUUGAGAACCUAAAUUAGUUUUUGUCACUUUCUGAUCUAUUACAUAUCUCAAAUUCAGUCUGUACUGGGAUGAAUAGCAUAGUUGUGCUUGAGCUGAAAAGUGUAUAACGGAAAAGACAGGCUCCAUACAUAAACUUUGGACAAUCUUGGGGCCCCAUUCAGCAUGCUAAGAAGUUUGUUUCACUCUUUGAGCACAUUUCAGAUUACGCAAUAAAUGUAAAAAAUGUGCUAUGGAUUAUUGUAAAGAUGUUUUUAUGUUAUUUAACUCAAUUGUUUU
This is a messenger RNA of Pelobates fuscus (common spadefoot toad), 4180 nucleotides long. RefSeq names its product TIMP metallopeptidase inhibitor 3 (gene TIMP3). The record is from RefSeq and is a predicted model, not a curated record. Gene Ontology annotation, biological process: negative regulation of endopeptidase activity; response to cytokine; negative regulation of membrane protein ectodomain proteolysis. Gene Ontology annotation, cellular component: extracellular matrix. Bases 138 to 782 code for a protein of 214 amino acids. NCBI's taxonomy places the organism in Eukaryota, Metazoa, Chordata, Amphibia, Anura, Pelobatidae. Gene Ontology annotation, molecular function: protease binding; metalloendopeptidase inhibitor activity. The transcript has 5 exons.